UAAAGUGGGCCUGAAGAGUGCAGCACCGAAAAAUGCAUGUAUUUUUUGCGUGAUUUUUCUCCAUAGCGAGUGCUCCAGGUGUUCUAAAUUUUACUACUAGCAUCUUAGUGCUGCAACCUCAAGAGCCAAACGGGUUAGCUGGAAGUAAUGGGCAGCACAACUUUUUAAGCACAUUUCUCUCGAUUCCCAUCCCAGUAGAAUCUUCUAUUGCUACACUCCAAACAUAUAUGCCAACUUAUCUAAUCAACCCGAAGCAACCUGAACGGGGAAGAUCCAAAGAUUUCCAACCCAACUUGGCACCUACAAAUAAUCCUACCGAUGUUAGGCUUGAUCCCAUCAGUCGUUGCAUACAACACCACAUACCUAAGGAGGCAUUCUUCUACUUCUACAAAUGGCCUCCAAUGUGCUCGCUUUCUCUGCGUUCCGUAUAGUGCCAUUGUUAGUGUGCUGUGUACUCGCCAAGGGACACAUGGAAGUGAUCCCUUUGACAAAUGGGGUUGAUCACAGAGGCCGGUUUCUAGCUUCAAAUAAUGUCUUCAAUGUGCUCAGAUAUGGGGCUCAUGGGGAUGGACGCCAUGAUGACACAAAGGCACUGGAAAAGACGUGGGCUGCAGCUUGCUCCUCUUCUCAUCCUGGCAUUCUGCUCAUUCCCAAGGGCAAUAAAUACCUCACGAAGCAUGUAACCUUUUCUGGCCCAUGCAAAUCCAAUAUUAAGUUAAUGAUAGAGGGUACUUUGGUGGCUCCUCAAAAGAGAUCAUAUUGGAUCGAGCAAACCAUUAGGCACUGGAUUCUGUUCAAAGCUGUGAGAGGUCUGACUGUCACUGGUGGUGGGACCAUUGAUGGAAAUGGCAAGAUAUGGUGGCAGAACUCCUGCAAAGUAAAUGCAGAACUCCCUUGCAGACAAUCUCCAGCAGCUUUGACGUUCUACUCUUGUACAAACCUGAAAGUAAACAAUUUAGAACUGUUAAAUAGCCAACAAAUCCACAUGUCAGUGGAGUGUUGCAGUGAUGUAAGGAUAUCCCGCCUAUCAAUCACAGCCCCCAGCACUAGCCCCAACACUGACGGCAUCCAUAUCGCCCAUAGUAAGGAUGUGAAAGUCAGAGACUGCGCAAUCAAGACUGGGGACGACUGCAUGUCAAUCGAGGACGGAACUAAGAACCUACAUGUGAAGAACAUCGUGUGUGGACCAGGUCAUGGGAUCAGCAUUGGGAGCUUAGGUGAUCGCAACUCUGAAGCUGAAGUUGCAAAUAUCACCAUCGACGGUGUGCGACUACAUGGCACGACAAAUGGAGCUCGUAUCAAGACAUGGCAGGGGGGACGUGGUUAUGCAAAGAAUAUCGUGUUCCAGAACAUAAUCAUGGAUAAUGUAUGGAACCCAAUCAUUAUCAACCAGAACUAUUGCGACUCUGCUACACCAUGUAAGAAACAGCAAUCGGCAGUGGAGGUGAGUAAUGUGUUGUUUAAGAACAUCAGGGGUACAAGUGCCUCAAGAGAAGCUAUCAAGCUGAAUUGCAGUCCAACUGUACCUUGCCAUGGCAUAGCCUUGCACAAUGUCAGGCUUACUCUAAAACGAGGUAGUGGUGAUGCAAAGAGCACUUGCCACAAUGCACAAUGGAGGAAACUGGGAACAGUUAUGCCACAGCCAUGUAAUCUCAAUAAUAAUUGAUAAAAAUAUGAAUUAGGCCAUGUAUAGAUGCCAGAAAGAUAUGUACAUGAUAGAGGGUGAAAAGAGAGCGACAGCUAGUUGUAUUACCUAAAGCAGUGUAUGCGCAAAAAAAA
Messenger RNA from Brachypodium distachyon (stiff brome), 1779 nucleotides. Its product is annotated as polygalacturonase. The record is from RefSeq and is a predicted model, not a curated record. The transcript has 6 exons. Gene Ontology annotation, biological process: anther dehiscence; pectin catabolic process; fruit dehiscence. Gene Ontology annotation, molecular function: polygalacturonase activity. NCBI's taxonomy places the organism in Eukaryota, Viridiplantae, Streptophyta, Magnoliopsida, Poales, Poaceae. Bases 392 to 1666 code for a protein of 424 amino acids.